Pediculus humanus corporis (human body louse) is the source of this 477-nucleotide messenger RNA. RefSeq lists its product as uncharacterized. The transcript is spliced from 3 exons. Lineage: Eukaryota; Metazoa; Arthropoda; Insecta; Psocodea; Pediculidae. The record is from RefSeq and is a predicted model, not a curated record. Bases 1 to 477 code for a protein of 158 amino acids.
AUGAUUAUCGAUUUGUCAGAUACGAGAAUCGCGAGACGAGAAUUCGAAAGAAAAAUAAUCGAAGAAGGAACGGCCGUUUGGAAAAAUAAAAGAAAACGUGAAAAUUUACUAGCAGAAGAAGAAAAAAAACAGCAUUGGGAAAUGUUAGCAACGUAUAAUCCUUGGGGUAAACCAGGGAACGGUGCACCCAUGCCGGGAGCAUUGAGAAAAACAAAAUGGACGAUACAAACACCGAACGAUGAAAUUAACCCUCAUUCUGUGACGACAUUAGGACGACCUGGACACGGAGCACCUUUGAGAACUUCAACCGGUCAAUUACAACCAUAUGUCAAAUCGGAUCCCCUCAUUAGAUUUCAAAUGCAUGAUUUAGCCAGGGGGGCCGUAGAAAACGAUCUUAGAUAUAAAUCUACGCCGUGUGACAAAGAAAACUAUAGAAAAGAAUUAGGUACGCCAUGUUUAUUAUCAUCAUUAUUGUAA